Molecule: messenger RNA, 2813 nt
Organism: Culex pipiens pallens (northern house mosquito)
Lineage: Eukaryota; Metazoa; Arthropoda; Insecta; Diptera; Culicidae
Exons: 3
Coding region: 1350-2015 (221 amino acids)
Cellular component (GO): SWI/SNF superfamily-type complex
Molecular function (GO): DNA binding
Source: RefSeq, a predicted model, not a curated record
ACCAUGGGAUUUGAACACUUUGUUCGUGGUUCCCAUUUUCAUGAACGCUUGUUCUCGAUUUUGGGAACUCUUUUUUCUCCGUGUAGUUUUUAAAGGCCUACCACCCGAUGACAGUUAACAAGGACAGUGACAGCUCGAGCUUGAUCUUUGUUUACAUCAGGACACUGUGGUGAGGAGUUCGUCAUUUUUGAGUAAUUUUUUUUCACUGGGCGGGGUUAGACGCUUAGAAAAUUAUCGAACAUAUUAUUGAUUUUCUUAAGGGGUAUAUCAAUAAUUUCAAAAUAACCUUACAAAUUUUAAAAUUUUUGUAAAAGUUUUGGAUUUAAAACCACAUUUUAUGAGCAAAAUAAUGUUCUUGACAAAUUGAUUUUCCCAGAGUCGUGCUAAUUUUUAUCAAAAUAAAACAAAUUGUGUUAUGAACACUGCAAUUUACGAUUUUUUUAUGAAGGUUUUAGUUUACACACUUAGAUUUUUUUUAUCGAAUUCAACAUUUGAUAAUCGGUAAAGUUUAGAUCGGUAAACCAUCUGUCAAAAUGAACAAAUUUUUACCAAAUUUCGGUUUACGAUGAACAAUAAUGAACUGCUACCGAAUUUCGGUAGGUUUUUAUCGGAUUCGGUAAUUUUCAGUUAGCCGAAGUGUGAGGCAGUUGUGUAUGGCCAAAAAAGUCGGUCUACAUUUUUCUAUAAUUCUAGCCAAGUUUAUCGAAAGAAAAAAUAAUAACAAAUCGGGUUAUCAAAAAUUAGUCAAUUUUGUAAAAUUCAAAAAAUAAGAAGUUAUAACAUAUGUGGUUAUGACUAAUGAUCACUAUUUUUAAAAGUUGGUAAAUCACAUAAAUGACACCUAAACUACCAAGCGCGCGGAAAACUCGGUUUUCAUAUGGAACCAACCUAGUUUUCCAUACACACAAAAAAAUAUUACGGUAAUGACAAAAGUAACUUACUUUUGAAUUAAAAAGUUGUUAAAAUUUGCUACAUUAAAAGUUUUUUUCUUGUUUUGAAAAUGAAAACUUUUACUGCUACAGUUUUUGAAAAUCUCAUUGCUCACUGAUUUAAAAGUUUUUACUUUUAAUUCGACUGUAAAAUUUCUUUCAUUUUGACGUUCUCGUGUAACCGUGUACGCCUAAGUCGCAAAUGUAAACAAACACUUUGGUGGGUCCGGUGGUGCUGGUGAGUCUAGGACGCAAAGCAAAGCCGACCGCGGACUCGGACGCGGAAACCUUCGUGAGCCAAACAGCAGCAGCGGAACGCCUUCGAAGGAGGGUGGUGCAGGAGCGGGACGAGGUCGAGUGCUCGAAAAGGACAAGGCCAGCUUCCUGCAGGAACUGCAGCUGUUCCACGGCCGGAAUGCGAUGAGAGGUAGGAAUGUGGAUUCGCACUGGUUGUAUUGGGUGGUGGUGGCCCGGGAUUGGUGGUUGAAGGUCAAUUCGCGUGAGGACUGGGGCGAGAUCAUCGAGGAGAUGGCGCUGCCGAAGCGUUGCGUGAACAUCGAGAUUGCGUUGAAGAAGAUUAACUUCCGGUUUUUGGACAAGUACGCGAAAGUUUAUUUUCACGAUGGGCCUCCGACGAAGAGGAGGACGACGAAAAGCUACAUAAUCGGAGGUGGUCAGCGCAGAUGUUGCACUCGGUGCCGGCGGUUUACUGCACCGGAGACAACUUCCCGCCCACAAACACUCACGUCGCGACGGCGCAGCUUCAGCCGAAUGAAUCUGGACAGAGAGCCAAAAAAAAAAAACGAAUUAGGAUUACGUGCUCAAAAUCGAACUCCGUUCCGAGGGCCUCAUCAACUCCAUGUUCCGGAUGCGCUUCCAGGAUCGGGAACUCCCCUUUCAGGCACUUUACUUUCCAGCCGGGAAACGUCGACCACCCUUCCCGAAUCAAUGGCCAACUCCUCCAAGACUGUCCUGAUUGAGGCCGGAAAAGUGACCAUCGUGUUACACUGCUGUCGCGCGUCGAAGCCUCCAUCCGGAACCGUCCAGCCUGGGGUAUUCGGAAGUGACCGGUGGCGCAGAAGCUAGUGGAGAAGCGUUAAAUACAAAAAAAAAGUGUUUUUCUAACAUACCGUUUAAUUUUUUUUUUAAUAAAUGUAAAAAACCAAGCACAUUUUUCUGAAAUUAUCCCUGUAGUGCUUAAUGUUGUGUAUUCUUGCCAUAAAAGGUUUCUUUUCCAAUUAAAAGUAAAAUAUUUUUACCAAUACAACGAUUUUGUUCCAUAAAUGCAUGGUAGUAUCAAAAACUUUCCAACUUUUAAAUUGAAAAGUUUGAACUUUCUACGAAUAUUCACCAACGCGAACUUUUAAUCCAACGAACGAUCUUUUUAAAUUUAGAGUAAUUUUUCUUUGUGUGUAAGUUAUUAUUGGAUUUCUAAUUUUUUCAUAAGAUCUGUUCAAAAACAAUUUUAGUCUGGGUUUUGGAGAUGUUAUGAAUUUCAGAAAUAAUGAAUGGUCAUGAUUUUCUAAUAACGAAAUCAGAUAAUUUAACAAUUCUUUUUUUUAUUGAAAUGAGCCCGUUUUGUUAUUUCCACCUGCCCAGGUUUUUACCUUCGGAUAAUCGAAAUAAAAAAGCUAAAUUACAAGCCCAUAUUUCGAAAUUUAAUGGCAAAAACUGUCACAGAAUGCUUAAUACAUGACCGUUGCAAAUAUUUUUCAAAGUUUAUGUGAACGGGGUUUGUAAUACUUUUUUUUAACCUUUUUACUCUCAUUUAUAAGAUUUUGAAGCAACAUUACGAAAAAUACGAAUAUGAAAAAGAUUUUUUUUAUCAGGACAAAUCUGUAUUAGAAUGAUGUAGAUAGUAUACAACAUCGCAUAACUUCAAUU